AUGAGAAAGAAGAAGCCGAAGAGGAGCUCGACUUCAUUGACGGACGCAUCAUCUACCCUAGCGGCAACGGAGCAGCAGAAGCGUCCCAAGAGGAAAAGAGGACGACCCAGGAAGAUGGUGAUUGAGGACCUGACGGAAGAGACGACGGAAGACCACGCGGAGGACAGCGAAUGUAACGCUCUGAAGAAGCCCAGAGAUGAGACAGAGACAUCGGAGCAGAAGGAGGCCAUAGAGCCGUCUUCCUCAGCCACUGCCGAAGAAAGGAAGGAAACCGGGGAGGAGACCGGCCACGAGGAGAAACCACCCCGGAGCAGAGCCCGACGGAAAGGCAAACCCCAGAAGUGCACCUGA
This is a messenger RNA of Spirodela intermedia, 351 nucleotides long. The record is from the annotation of a GenBank genome assembly. NCBI's taxonomy places the organism in Eukaryota, Viridiplantae, Streptophyta, Magnoliopsida, Alismatales, Araceae.